Messenger RNA from Phytomonas sp. Hart1, 849 nucleotides. The record is from the annotation of a GenBank genome assembly. NCBI's taxonomy places the organism in Eukaryota, Euglenozoa, Kinetoplastea, Trypanosomatida, Trypanosomatidae.
GUAUUCGUCUAUUACUAGACGAAAUUCAUACUUUCAUAACAAAAAAAUACAAUUUUAUAACCGAGAAUCGAUAUGGAUAUUUUCCGAGUUUUCUAAGUUAUACGAUUAGCUCCUAUAAGUAAAAUUUAAAUCAACUCAAUGAUGAGUUUAGCAUCAGUAUGCAUUCCUAGUAAGACUACCCCCCACGCAUCUAAGAAACCUGUCUAGACCAACAUAAGUAAUCAUCCUUCAAUAAAAAUAUCAUCGGAAAAUUAAACACUUUCAUCCUUUCCAGUAAAUGGUAUGAAAAAGACGAGGAAGGAUACAUGCGGACUUUUCAGAAAAUUAUGGAUAUCAUUGAUAUUAAAAUUAACGAAACCUGGCCUUGUGAUGUGGGGGUUCAUUACCCGUUGCUUUUCCAUCGGGUAUUUCACCAAGACAGCCUUCGUCUUGGUGAGGCUUACAUGUGUAUGGGUGUAGGAAUACAAACGAUUUCUACGCCUUGGAUUUUUUUUUUGAAAAAAACCUUCAUGGCAAUACUGACUGUUAUGUGCAUAUCCACCUGAGUAAAUAGAUAGGUAAUUCAUUUUCAAAUAUUUGUUAUCAAUGUGAUAAUUCAACUCAAAUCUAGCCCGCAAAACAUAAAUGUUUUGGGAGUCCCAGCUUUGAAGGCAUAGUUAACAAGAUUUUUAGUAAACCUUUUUUUCCGUACGUCACAUUUUGCAUUUCUAAGCGGGAACUGUGGAUCUAAUAUUUUUAUUAAACGCAUUUAUAUUAUUUAAUUCAUUAAUUUCGAUUAGCGUAUUAAAUGGAAUAUAUAAUUAUUUAUUUAUACACAUGUGUAUGUGUGUCUUUUUAAACUAAUUAAAA